Messenger RNA from Exophiala aquamarina CBS 119918, 2589 nucleotides. RefSeq lists its product as uncharacterized. Lineage: Eukaryota; Fungi; Ascomycota; Eurotiomycetes; Chaetothyriales; Herpotrichiellaceae. Gene Ontology annotation, cellular component: nucleus; cytoplasm. Bases 1 to 2589 code for a protein of 862 amino acids. The transcript has 2 exons. Gene Ontology annotation, biological process: tRNA methylation. The record is from RefSeq and is a predicted model, not a curated record. Gene Ontology annotation, molecular function: tRNA (cytidine-N5)-methyltransferase activity; tRNA binding.
AUGGGGAAGCGCGGCGGCAAGAAGGGCGGUCGUGGUCGUGGAGGCGGCGGAGGUCAGCGGCCUCGACCUGAUAACCGAGUCAACAAGGCGGACAUCCCUCGUCACAACGAGAAAUUUGAGCGCUACUACAACAACCUGGGAGCUGUGGCUGAGACCGAAACAGAAGACUUCUGGGAAGCAAUGAGAAGAGACUUGCCCAACAGCUUCAGGUUCACGGGCUCAAAAGCACAUGCCUUGGCUGUUCAAGAGCGCCUGCGAAAAUACUACAUCCCCGAGAUCACUUCUAUCACCUACGAAGAUCGAUAUGUAGACGCACCAAAACCCGUCGAGUGGUACCCCGACCAACUUGCUUGGUUCAUGACAACUCCCAAGAAUGUCAUCCGACGAUUCAAACCCUUUGCAUCCUUCCAGAAGUUCUUAGUUGCCGAGACCGACGUUGGGAAUAUCACUAGACAAGAGGUGGUCAGCAUGAUUCCGCCACUGCUCAUGGAUCUGAAACCACACAUGACGGUCUUGGACCUUUGCGCUGCUCCUGGGAGCAAGUCGGCGCAGCUGAUAGAGAUGAUCCAUGCCGGCGAGGAGGAUCGAUCGAGACAAGUCGCUUCAAAUACAGCAAAAGGCCUGGAUCUCCCUGAAGGAGAGGAGUUCGUUGACGACGGUAGAUCUACUGGACUUCUUAUCGCCAAUGAUGUUGAUUACAAGCGAGCCCACAUGUUGGUGCAUCAAAUUAAGCGACUCAGCUCUCCCAACAUCAUCGUUACUAAUCACGAUGCAACUGUCUUCCCUUCGAUUAAGAUUGCGCCCGUACCUUCGACAGACGGGAAGCCCAACCAAAAUAGGUACCUUAAGUUCGACCGCAUCUUGGCCGAUGUACCCUGCUCGGGCGAUGGUACUGUCAGGAAGAACAUGGAGAUUUGGAUGAACUGGACUCCUAGUAAUGGUCUGGGUCUCCAUGCUACUCAAGUUCGCAUCCUAAUGAGGGCUUUGCAAAUGCUCAAAGUUGGUGGCCGGGUUGUCUACUCAACUUGCAGCAUGAACCCUGUGGAAGAUGAGGCUGUCCUAGCUGAGGCAAUCAGCCGAUGUGGUGGAGCCCACUUGGUAGAAUUACUCGAGACCAAAGAUUAUCUCCCUGGUCUCAAACGUUACCCAGGCUUCAAAAAGUGGUCUGUGAUGGACAAGACGGGUAGGAUCUGGAAUGAUUACAACUCUGUCUUGAAGCAAAAGGAAAACGGCGAUGACGAAGCUUUGAACCGACUAUCUGCAAGCAUGUUCCCGCCAGCGUCAGACAUACCGCUUGAUCGAGCCAUGCGCAUCUACCCACACUUGCAGGAUACAGGUGCCUUUUUCAUUGCCAUACUUGAGAAGAAAUCUGAGAUCAAAGCCAAACAAGGAGAAAAGCUGGCUGUGUUACAGGACCCUGUAAAGGUUGAGACAUCGGAGUUUAAUAUCGUCAAGGUGGAGACUGCUUCCAAUGACAAAAUUGAGAACAUAGGAAGCCCCGAAAGCAGUGCGCAAAAGCGAAAACGGGACGAUGAUGAGGCGGUGAGUAUACCCAUUAAACGAGCUAGAAGCCAAGAUGGCGUCGAAAAUGGUCCAGCCUCUCUGAGCGAGCAGGUAGCGGCGAGUGCGACGACUGAAGAUAACACCAAACCCCCCGAAAAUGGUCAGACACCUGCAUAUGAGUCGGCACAAGCGGCUCCAUCGAGGCCUCAGAAAAGAAGGAAUCGCGAUCAACCGUUCGAGGAGCCUUACAAAUAUCUGUCCCCAUCGAUCCCUGAACUUGAUCAGAUCACAGAAUUCUACAAUCUUUCCAGCCGUUUCCCCAGAGACCGAUUCAUGGUCCGAAACCCGGAGGGGACAGCAACCAAGAAUAUGUACUACACCAACGCCCUAGCGAAAGAGAUUUUACAGGAGAACGAAGGCAAAGGUCUCAAGUUCGUACAUGCAGGUCUCAAGAUGUUCGUCAAACAGGACGCACCUGCGCCUGAUGUAUGUCCCUGGCGGAUUCAAACCGACGGGCUACGGCUGCUCGAGACUUGGGUGGGCAACGAGCGGGUUGUCAAGCUGCACAAGAAAGAAACGCUACGAAAAUUACUGAUUGAGAUGUUCCCCCGCUUCCAUGGCGAGGAGUACAAAAGUCUUGGCGAGGUCGGUGAGCAAAUCUUGAAGCUCAAGAUGGGGUGCUGCGUGUUGAUCAUAGAGCCCAGCGAUGCUGAAGACGGCCUGAGUGAGCGGAUGGUGUUCCCUCUGUGGAAAUCGGUGCAGAGCUUGAAUUUGAUGCUACCGAAAGAGGAGCGGAGGGCUAUGCUUCUUCGACUUUUCAACGACGAUACACCGCUUGUGAACCUUAGCAAAGGAUGGGCUGGCAAUAAGGGUCAAAGUGGCGAGGAGCAAGGUGGGCUUUCCAACGGUCAGGCUGCUGCCGGCAAACCGAUGCAGCACGCAAAUGGAACUCUGGCGUUGGAGACGAGGGGCCGUAACAGCAGCUCACUAGAGCCUGAUAUUGAGGCUGAGCUUAAGAUUGGUGAAGCCCAGGAAGGAGAUGCGCAAUUAUCCGACGACGAUGAUGGAGGCGUUCAACUGGCGUAA